Colletotrichum chrysophilum is the source of this 960-nucleotide messenger RNA. RefSeq lists its product as uncharacterized. NCBI's taxonomy places the organism in Eukaryota, Fungi, Ascomycota, Sordariomycetes, Glomerellales, Glomerellaceae. Gene Ontology annotation, biological process: cellular response to oxidative stress; response to reactive oxygen species; hydrogen peroxide catabolic process. Gene Ontology annotation, molecular function: heme binding; peroxidase activity. The record is from RefSeq and is a predicted model, not a curated record. Bases 1 to 960 code for a protein of 319 amino acids. The transcript has 3 exons.
AUGCACGCCAGCCUCUACCUCCUCACCAGCUUCUUGGCUUUCACCUCCGCGGCCACUGUUGACCUGGCUCCCCGCAAGGGCGGCUCCGAUGACAGCGGCUCCGGCUCCAGUGGCAAGGGCAGCAGCGGCAGCAAUACCUGCUCUGUCUGGACCAAGGUCAACAAGGACCUUAACACGCGCUUCAUGGCCGGCGACCAGUGCAACGACCUUGCCCGCGCCGCCAUUCGUGCCAUCUUCCACGACUGCGGCUCUUGGGAUACCACACAAGGCUUCAGCGGUGGCUGUGACGGUUCUCUGAUUCUUGGCAAGAGCUCAUCUGCCGGUGACCCCGAUGAGCUCUUCAGAAACGAGAACCGCGGCCUGCAGAACAUUGCCAAGGUUCUCCAGGAUAUGGCCACUCAGUACGGAACAUCAGUUGCUGACAUGAUUGUGUUUGCUGGAAAUACCGCAAUCUUCCUGUGCCCCGGCGGUCCCAAGGUCAAGACCUUCGUCGGCCGCAAGGACUCCACUGCCAACGCCAAGCCCGGCGGUCUCCCAGACGUCUUUGCCUCCGCGUCCGACCUCUUUGCUCUCUUCCAGGCCAAGGGCUACAGCGCCGAGGACCUUGCCGCUCUUCUUGGCGCUCACAGCACAUCAACUCAGAACUUCGUCGACCCCAGCCAGAAGAACGCAUCUCAGGACUCCACUCCCGGCAAGUGGGAUGUCAACUACUACGCCGAGACAUACAACUACGCCUCUCAGGCCGCCCCCAAGACUGCUCCCCCGGGCGUCUUCGUGUUCCCCUCUGAUGAGAAGCUCGCCACGGACACCAAGACCGAUGUUGCCGCCAAGUUCCAAGGCUUCAUCGGUCAACAGAACAAGUGGGCUAGCAGCUUUUCCGGCGCCAUGGAAAAGAUGGCUCUUUUCGGAAACGACAAGAGGACCAUGACUGACUGCACCGACUCCAUUGCGAGGGUGUAG